Molecule: messenger RNA, 1126 nt
Organism: Bursaphelenchus okinawaensis
Lineage: Eukaryota; Metazoa; Nematoda; Chromadorea; Rhabditida; Aphelenchoididae
Source: the annotation of a GenBank genome assembly
AUGAUUCCAACAACAAAGCGAUUUACAUACUGUACUCUCGCUACAGUAGCCCUACUCGUUGUUACCGUAGCUUACAUAGUAACUCUACAUGUUUGCCAAGUAGAUACGUCCAUCUACGUAAGUAAUACUUUUCCUUUUAUUUUCCAUUUCUACUGUAAUAAACAACUGUUAUAUCUUAUAAUACAACACAGAAUUACCUAAAUUGUACUUUCAGUUGAGUUACUUUGACCUGUACACAGUAGUAAGUGUAUUUACGACAGCUUUCGUACUUGGAAGUGUGAUCGAGUUCCACGCGUUACACAGGAUCGGUGCCUACCCCUACAUCACUCAAAGACAACAUACCAUAAUGUGCUCGUUUUGUAAGUAUUUCGUUCUUUAGUAUUAUACUACUGACUAUAUUGACCUAAUAUAUAACAUAACUACAUAAUAUCACUUUUUACACCAUUGCACAAUACACAUAAUUAUCGUAUCUUGUUUCAGACAAAAUAUUGUUCACCGUAUCCUUCUUAAUGAGUGUAUUUAUGCCAUUUGGCCUUUUACUGCCACCUCAGGAUGCCUGUAAGAUACUGUUCUUCUUGGUGGUAAACACUGUAGUAUCGUAUCUCUGGGUUAGAACAUACGUCAAAUUAGGGGAAAAAGUAAGUAAAUUCGUUAAGAGUAUGUACAAGACCUUACACAUAGUUAAUGACAAUAAAACAUCAACAGUAACUAACAAUACAACUACUUUUAGAUCACAGAUUACUGCGUCGAGAUGAUGGUACUGAACCAAUCGCAUGGCACCGAGAUCCUACUCUCAGAUGCUCUAAGCACAUACGAACUAGAAUAUAAUGCUCUCAUCGCCAAGAGUUACCAACAAGACUAUGCUGACAUCCAAGGCGACAAAAAGAGCAUCUUGAAGUACCACUACCUCAAGCUACAUAGUAUCAUCGCCGCAGUAAGCAAGGAACUCGAAGAUACGACCGUAGAAAACAGAGAGUAUCUGCAGAGCAUGUAUAGUAAUCUCGUGAGAGAAACAGAAAACUACCGUAUCCCAAUCGAGGAGGACAACUUUGUCCGAAGAUACGUCAACAAGAACUGGCAGAUACCAUCGAUACGUGACCACACUCCAGUCAAGUGCAUAGUGUAA